Messenger RNA from Trichomonas vaginalis G3, 552 nucleotides. RefSeq names its product integrase core domain containing protein family. The transcript has a single exon. The record is from RefSeq and is a predicted model, not a curated record. The coding region runs from base 1 to 552 and encodes 183 amino acids. NCBI's taxonomy places the organism in Eukaryota, Parabasalia, Trichomonadida, Trichomonadidae.
AUGAAACAUUUUCUCGAAGUAUAUAAUUCCUCAACACAUUCUACAACAGGACAUACACCAAAUUCAAUGACACAACAACAAGAAGAAAAGUAUAUACAAAAGAAACGAAGUCAAACACAAAAUAUCAGAAAUUCAACACAAUUUACCCUCAUUCCUGGUACAAAAGUUCGUGUAGUUCUUGACGACAAACCGUUGACAAAGAAACGUUUAAGGUUAAGUAGAAAUUAUUAUAUCGUAGACUCUACGCAAGGUAAUGGAUAUCUUAUAAAAGCUGCCGACGACUCUAUUGCGUUUUAUCCUCGUCAUAAAUUAGUCGAAAGUAGUAAUGGCAAACUUGCUGAAACCAUUGACGAAGCAAAGCGAGGAGUGGUUAUUGAAAUACUUGGCUAUAACAUAAACGAUGACACUUAUAAAGUAAGAUAUGAAGGAGGCGUUGAAGAUGUUAUACCAUCUAAGAACUUGAGAGAAUCUAAACCAACUCAUCUGGGUCCAUUAGAGCGGGAGUACUGGAAAGACAAAAAUAAGCCAGAAAGAAUAAGAAAAUUCUUCUAA